UUAUAAAUAAAAAAAUGAAAAUAAAAACCCAUCAAAUCAAGCUAAUUCUUAAAUGCUUUGUCACUUCUUUUUGGUAUCAUUAUUUCUGAAUCCAUAUAUCACAAGAAUCUCUCGACUUCACUUGUUCCAAAAUUAUAAAUUAUUAAAUUAACAAAAAGUGGUGGUUUCUACUUGUUCCAAGGUAACAAAAACCGCACUUUCUUUUGUUUUUUCUUUCUUUCCCACUUCAACGGCUCAAACCAAGUCAGCCAUGGCCAUGCGGGUGAGCCUAACCUUUCUUAACCAGUCCGUCUUUCUUCUUUUCUUCUCUUUCUCCCUAUUCCUCCAAACCUCUUCCGCAACUAAUAAUGCUGCUCAAGCUCCAUCACAAACGCUAUCUACCAUUCAGACCACGACCACAACCACAAACAGUGGCACUAAUGGCGAUUUCGCCGCUGGCCAUCCUUCUCCGUCUUCAAUGUCUCCCCCGCCGAAUGAAAAACCUAGAUUUUCUUCUUUCAAGCCGAGCAUAGCUGUGAUCGUCGGCGUUCUCACCACCAUGUUCUCCAUCACAUUCCUUCUCCUUCUGUACGCAAAGCAUUGCAAGCGUGGCAACCUUGUCGUCGUAGUCGGCGUCGGUGGUUAUGGCGGCCAUCACCACCACCCCAUUUCCGGUAAUACCUUAUCGCUCACCGCGGCGGACCGCAAGAACUCCGGUAUUGACAGGGCUGUUGUGGAGUCUCUACCUGUUUUCCGAUUCGGAUCUCUAAUGGGCCACAAGGACGGUCUCGAGUGCGCCGUUUGCCUCAACCGGUUCGAAAGCUCGGAGGUCCUUAGACUCCUGCCAAAAUGCAAGCAUGCCUUCCACGUCGAAUGCGUCGACACUUGGCUCGACGCUCACUCCACUUGUCCCCUCUGUCGUUACCGGGUCGACCCGGAAGACAUACUUUUGGUCCUCGACGAUACCAAGAUCUUGUCCCAGAACGACACCGUUUCGGACACUGAGGCCGGAGUUUCAGAUCCCUGCAACGCCGAAGAUUUGGGUCCGGGUUUUCGGCGAGUGUCGGGUCGCCACUCGUCAGCCGGAGAAAGAGGGAGUAAUGGGCUAAUCCAAAUAGUCGUUCAGAAACCGGAGGAGAACACAUGUUGCAAUGAAACGACGUCGUUGAGGAGGUCGCUUGAUGGCUAUUGGUGGUUAAGGAAGAAAAGGGAUUCAUCCGUCACCAUUGGAUGCUUUGACCGAUCAAGAAAAGAUGGGCUUCUGUUGACCACUCAAGACAGGACGAUAAGCUCGGAGCAGCAACAGCAACGCAGUAGGUUCGAACACCGGAUCAUUGUAUCGCCCGGAUGUGGCGGUGGACUCCACCAGAGAUGGAGCGAUGUACAGCCGUCGGAGCUACUAUAUCUACGGUCAGAAAUGAUAAUAAGCGACAGCCGUAGAUUCUCAUCUGCAUCGGGAUCACGCCCGUCAGCGACACGUCAGCAUCUGUUGCAUCAGAAUAGCCAGGUGUCAUUGCACUUGGACAAGGACGGAAAAGGACAAGAGGUCGAGAGGGAGGGAGGAGGAGAAAGAGAAAACAUUGGCUCUGAUGGUAACAGGAUGAGUAGUAAUAGUAAUAUUAGUUGUAGUAAUGGCAGAAGAGUAAUAAAUUCACGAAGCGUGUCGGAAAUCACGGGCCUUAGUAGGUACUCAUCAAACGACAACGGUAGAACAUCAAACGGCAGCCACCACCAGCGGCAACAAAUGAGGCGUCAUCAUCAACGACAGGCAGCAGCCCAAGCGGGGCUGAUGUCGAGAUGGGUGGCUUGGCUUUCUCAGUUGCGGCCAGCUGUUGGGUCGGAACGCAACGCUCAUUUGUGAUUGGUAGUACUCUUCUUUAGUUAGAGGAGAGUGUGUAGGAUUAAAGAAAAGAAGACCAUAAGGUGGUGGGGCAAGUCCAACGACGACAUUUCAGAAUUAUUAAAUAGCAUUACCAAUUCGCCAUACGGCAGACAAAAGCACGUUAUAAUUAUUGGGAAACAAGGAAACAAUGGGCAAAGAAAACCACGUGGAGAGAGGGGAUAAUACAUACUCACUCAUUUAUUUCUUUUGGCAUAUUCUGACACAUUUAUAUAUAUAUAUAUUCUAUUCUUUUUUAGAUGUUCACCUUCUUUUGGAGUUGGACUUUAAAUGGGUAACAACGGUUUAUUACAAGGAUUUUUCUUAUAAGGGAAGAUAUUGGGCUGAGAAGUUUUGUACAAAAAUUUUCUACUCAAGAAAAUUAGAUUGAUUUAGGAUUCCAUUAAUGAGAAUUCAUUUAUUUAUACUUCCAUUUUAUUCUUGUUGAUUUUGGAUGUAGAAUUACAUGUCUUGGAUUUAGAAUUAGAGAUUUAAUUAAGCAAUUAGUCAUUUAAGUCCAUUACAUUACUUAUAAACUUAUUUGUUUCACCAAAUUUUUGUGCCUCUUUAUUUACUGAAUUAUGUAA
Molecule: messenger RNA, 2445 nt
Organism: Humulus lupulus (European hop)
Lineage: Eukaryota; Viridiplantae; Streptophyta; Magnoliopsida; Rosales; Cannabaceae
Product: RING-H2 finger protein ATL43
Exons: 1
Coding region: 251-1840 (529 amino acids)
Source: RefSeq, a predicted model, not a curated record